AAAAUACUUGUUGUCAUGAAGGUGCUUAAACUUUGGAACAAAUACCGAAUUUCCAAUAUUCCAUCACUGAUAUUCCUAGAUGCCACCACCGGGAAGGUUGUGUGCAGGAAUGGGCUGCUGGUGAUCCGUGAUGACCCAGAAGGUUUGGAAUUCCCUUGGGGACCUAAGCCCUUCAGGGAAGUCAUUGCAGGGCCCUUGCUUAGAAAUAAUGGGCAGUCCCUGGAGAGCAGCAGCCUGGAGGGGUCUCACGUGGGCGUCUAUUUCUCCGCACACUGGUGUCCCCCUUGCCGAAGCCUCACCCGGGUCCUGGUGGAAUCCUACCGGAAGAUCAAGGAGGCAGGCCAGAAAUUCGAGAUCAUCUUUGUUAGUGCAGACAGGUCAGAGGACUCCUUCAAACAGUACUUCAGUGAGAUGCCCUGGCUCGCCGUCCCCUACACCGACGAGGCCCGGCGGUCACGCCUCAACCGGCUGUAUGGGAUCCAAGGCAUCCCCACCCUCAUCGUGCUGGACCCGCAGGGGGAGGUGAUCACGCGGCAGGGGCGGGUGGAGGUGCUGAACGACGAGGACUGCAGGGAGUUCCCGUGGCACCCCAAGCCCGUGCUGGAACUGUCCGACUCCAACGCCGUGCAGCUCAACGAGGGCCCCUGCCUCGUCCUUUUUGUAGAUUCUGAGGAUGAUGGGGAGUCCGAGGCGGCCAAGCAGCUGAUCCAGCCCAUAGCUGAGAAGAUCAUCGCCAAGUACAAAGCCAAAGAGGAGGAGGCGCCGCUUCUGUUCUUCGUGGCGGGGGAGGAUGACAUGACCGACUCCCUGCGAGAUUACACCAACCUGCCCGAGGCCGCCCCCUUGCUCACCAUCCUGGACAUGUCAGCCCGGGCCAAGUACGUGAUGGACGUGGAGGAGAUCACCCCUGCCAUUGUGGAGGCCUUUGUGAAUGACUUCCUAGCAGAAAAGCUCAAACCAGAGCCCAUCUAGUGGGGCUCCGGCCUCGUGAGACAUUAUUUAAAACUCAGUCUUCUCCUCCUUCUCCUCUUCCCCUUCCUUCCCUCUGCCCAUGGACUUUCCCAGCGUGUCCUGAAUCACACAACCCAAGUGUCCAACCUCUCUGUGGUGCCUUGUUUUCUGCACUAACUCCUCAGCCAGCACCCUGGGUGCGCAUCCUCUCAGCAGCAGAAGAACCACCAUGUUUGGAGACUCUGCUUGGGAUUCUCGGGGUUCCCGUAACCCGGCCAGGGCUGGGGCUGCGGCACCCCCUGUCACCAGGUUCCGUACCGAGUGAGCCUGCAGGGACGGUGCUCGGUGCUCUGGCUCACACAGUUCAGCGACACAGGUGGGGCAGGGACAGGGCCACCGCCUCGUCAGGCCUUAGCUGAGAGCUUCUGGUGAGAAAGCCUUUCUAGAUGACUCUGUCUCGGUCUAGGGAAAACUAGCUUGUCCGUUGGUUCUUGGGCAAUUGAUCUCGGAUCUCAAAGGAAGCUUGUGUUCUUUUCUGGUGAGAAGAAAAAAAAAUAGCUACAGUCAUGAUUCAUGUAGUAAUUGCUUCAUUUGAUUGGGCUCCUACCAUGGGAGAAGAGCUCUCAUUCCUUCCUUAUCUUUCUUCCUUGAUCUUGACCUUCUCUAAGUUUCUGCCUUCUCAUAUGAACAGCCCCCACUAGCUUGGAAUUUUGUUAAUAAAUUCUUCCCCCUUGGACUUCUUCCCAAGGAGAUGCACUUGGCCCUGGUUCUUAGAGGAGCACCACCUCCCAGUGCAGACCGCUGACUCAGCCCGGCUCUGGGCCUGGGACCACGGAGCUCUGUUGAGGUGCCCAUGCCCACCUCUGGUUACCCCUGUCAUUCCCUUUUCUUUUCAGAGCAGAACUAAAAGGAGACAAAUUACCAGAAGCAUUGCUUUCCCCUAAGAACCUGCAGGAAGAGCUGUGCCCCAGGGUGGGAGUGAGGGCAGAGGACAUGGCGAUGAAGAGCAGGCCUUGGACCCACUUGGCUAGACCCUGGUAGUCGGCUCCUUAUUUGGGCUGAACUGACCACUAAAAGGAGAAUAACAUCUGUGUUCUUGGGAUUUGUGACGGAGGGUUUGCCUGGGGACUUGCAGGGUUUUAGCCUCUUUCAACCAGAUGCCAGAGUCCUUAAAGCAAUCCCAGACCUUCCCCGUGGCCCCACUCAUGGCACUCUGCCAGCCAAGACCAUGGAUUUGGAAAACCCAGCCCCCAAUUAGCUGUAACACCACUGCUCCUUGCCAAAUUGGAUUGUUGAUUUGUAGUUCAGAGGUACAAAAUUAGUUGGUAACGAGACUGUUACUCGAUGUCACCAGCCUGAAAUGCAGUCACCUAGUAAGCAAUAAAGCAGGCAUCUCUGGACGUUACCAACCACUCGGCCAUUCCUGUCCUUAAUAACAAACAUCUUUUUGCUUGUGGUGCUGUGCUUGUAGGAGGUGGGCAGGGGGAUGGGACAUAGGAGAGCCUCUCAAUUUUCAUUGGACACCUGGUGGCUACGUUUCAGAAUUGUCGAGAACCCCGAGACCCAAUGUGGUCAUCUGUCAAAUCCUUCGGAAGCCGGAAAGCUCGUUCGGAUUAGAGCACUAGAGGCAGCUCCCUGCUGGAGGCCUGGCUGCCAUCUCUCUUGGUUUGACUCGCCUUUGCACGCGGUGGAUUCUCAGAGUAGACAUCCUUGUGGACAUGUGUGCUCAUUCCCUCCCUGUAGGGGAGCAGAUGCCCUGAAGCUGGAGAAGUCCAGGUUGGGAAACACAAGGAAUCCGGCCCGUGUCUCCCUGUGAUGGAUGAGGCAGUAGUUGGAGAUCCUCCCACCUAGCUCUGUCUUAGGGCCGGGGUUUCUCUGGGAACCCUGUCAGUGUCUCCCUUGGGGGGUGGGAUGGGGGUGGGGACAAGUUGAGUUUCACCUCCUUUGGAAGAUGGGUAAGAUUCCUGUCCGUACCCGGUAUCGUGAUGACCUUGGGAGAAAGGUGGUCUCGUAGCAGCUACUUAUCUUCUGGGGUGGAAGGAACAACGUCCAGUGAAGAGUCCCUGUGAGUCACUGCAGCAGAAAAAAAUAGGUCAUCUGUGGUCCUAUGUCCCGUACAGGGCUGACUGAACUACUUGCCACUAAAGUCAACUAGCUCCUUGGCGCCAGAAUCCCCUUUAGAGAGGGGGUGCAGGUUCAGAUCGGUGCGAAGCUUCACUACAAAGGCGCAUUAGGGUUAUAGAAUGGCGACUUUGGUGGGCAAUGCUGGGGGAGCAAGACAGUGAAACAUCCCUGUCCUGAUAGCGCAAGCGAUCUUAAAGGUUAUUGGUGCAGACGAAGUGGGUGGCUUCUUAAUUUCCACUAAGCACCUCCAAAAUACCUUAAAAUUCUUGUCGCUAAUUGGAAGCAGGUUAAAACACCAGCUGUCGCGUAUUCAGGGGUUUCCGACAGCAGCUAAGGAAACCAUGCCCUGCAGCUUGAGGCAGGAUGGUGGUUGUAAAAAUGCCACCCCCGGGUUCCAGAUUGUGCUCACCACAAUGACUUCCAGAUUCGAUUCUAUCCGUUUUCACAGCAGAAAUGAGGGUGUGUUUUUUUUUUUGGUUUUUUUAAAUCUGUCCCCAACAAUAAAGAUCUGCUUCUUCUAGAUUGGUAUUACAAUGGGCAGUUGCAGAUGCCAGAGGGUGACUGAACACCAGCUUCCUUUGUCUCCCCCCUCGCCCCCCCGCCACACACACACACACUCACACACUUGAAAUCAAUGGCGCUCACUUACCCGAGCACUGGGAGCCAGUACUGCUUUUUUGGCAUCAGCCAAGCUUCAAGCGGUAAUUUUCAGCCAGACUUUGUUUUUUCCUGUUGCCUAAUUAAAGACACCGAAAAGCU
Messenger RNA from Myotis brandtii (Brandt's bat), 3834 nucleotides. RefSeq names its product nucleoredoxin (gene NXN). The transcript has 8 exons. NCBI's taxonomy places the organism in Eukaryota, Metazoa, Chordata, Mammalia, Chiroptera, Vespertilionidae. Gene Ontology annotation, molecular function: thioredoxin-disulfide reductase (NADPH) activity. The coding region runs from base 16 to 972 and encodes 318 amino acids. The record is from RefSeq and is a predicted model, not a curated record.